Molecule: messenger RNA, 1025 nt
Organism: Ailuropoda melanoleuca (giant panda)
Lineage: Eukaryota; Metazoa; Chordata; Mammalia; Carnivora; Ursidae
Product: zinc finger protein 566
Exons: 3
Coding region: 145-762 (205 amino acids)
Biological process (GO): regulation of transcription by RNA polymerase II
Cellular component (GO): nucleus
Molecular function (GO): DNA-binding transcription factor activity, RNA polymerase II-specific; RNA polymerase II transcription regulatory region sequence-specific DNA binding
Source: RefSeq, a predicted model, not a curated record
GACUGCGAUAGGCGUGGCUCCUCUCGGCUUUUUUGGAGCUAACGCUGGAGCGGCUUGAGGUGAAGCAGUCUCAACCCGUGUGGAAGCAGAGCGGAUGCACAGCUUUAGGCCUCUGAGCUUGGAGCGGCCUGAGGGCAAGCAGUGAUGUUGAGAGCUGUGGCUGUAGACUUCUCACAGGAGGAGUGGGAAUUUCUGGACUUGAAGCAGAGGAACUUGUACAGAGAUGUGAUGUUGGAGAACUACAGCCACUUGGUCUCAUUGGAUGUGAAAUCCCAGUGUGCAACAAAGGAGUUAUCAUCAAAGGAUGACAAUUAUGAAAUAAAGUUAUCUCACAGGAAGAUAAUGGAAAGACUUACAAGCCAUGAGUUUGGAUGUUCCAUUUUUCAAGACAAAUGGAAGUAUAAUCACCAUUUUCAGAUAGAACAGGGAAAUCAAGAAGAGUAUCUUAAAGCUGUGACAGUCACCCAUGAAAAUAUGCAAAGUCUCAGUCAACAAAUAUCCUAUAGUCUACAUCAGAUAUAUCAUACUAGGCAAAAAACCUAUGAAUGCAGAGAAUGUGGGAAAGUCUUCAAUUACCACUCACUCCUAAUUCUCCAAGGGAGAAAUCACACCAAAGAAAAAUGCUAUGAAUGUAAGGAUCGUGGAAAGGCUUUUAGCAGUUGCUCAAAACUUACUGGACAUCAGAGAAUUCAUAAUGGAAAAAAACUCUAUGAAUGUAAUGAGUGUAGGAAAGCUUUCCACCACCCCUCAAAUUUCAUUUGACAUCAGAGAAUUCAUACUGAACAAAGACCCUACAAAUGUGGAAAGGCUUUUAGACAUGGCUCACACCUUACUGUUCACCAGAGAAUUCAUACUGGAGAGAAACCCUAUGAAUGCAAAGAAUGUAGAAAAGCUUUCAGUUACCACUCAUCCCUCAUUCGACAUAAAAAAACACAUACUGAAGGAAAACACUAUGAAUGCAAAGAAUGUGGGAAGGCUUUUAGCAACAGCUCAAUUCUUACGGGACAUCAGAGUUCACAGUGGAG